This is a messenger RNA of Pocillopora verrucosa, 2167 nucleotides long. RefSeq names its product ceramide synthase. Gene Ontology annotation, cellular component: membrane; endoplasmic reticulum. NCBI's taxonomy places the organism in Eukaryota, Metazoa, Cnidaria, Anthozoa, Scleractinia, Pocilloporidae. The record is from RefSeq and is a predicted model, not a curated record. Gene Ontology annotation, biological process: lipid homeostasis.
UGACGGCCGGUCCGAAAUUAGCAUUUCUUGGCAUGCAUGUAAAAUCACGUCUGCCGCGAUAAUGGUGGGUAUCACCUUGUUUAUAGCCGGCUUCUUCGCCUUUCCGUCGUCCCACGUUUUUUUCACCUUCCUGCAGCGGUACAUUUUUCCAGGACUGAACUAUGUCGACAGAUUUGCCAUAAGUACACGGUUUGUGUCGGCGCUUCAAGCGCUUGGCGCCUCUCUCGUUGGUUUAAAAGUUGUUUUCACCUCCACUGACAUCAUGUUACACAGGCAACCAAUUUUAACCCUGUAUGCCUACUUUGGAUUGAGUUAUUUUUAUUAUGAUGUGGUGGUGAUGUUUAUUGGAACUUAUCUUGAAGAAAAGCAGGAAGACCCACAGAGAGACUUGUACUAUAUUUGGACAAAAUUUUUUAAAAAGAAGAAACUGAUUGUCUUCCACCACCUUCUUCUCCCUCUUGUUGGGUUUCCUGCUAUUACUAUAUGGAGGAAGCAAAAAGGAGACUUCUUCUUAGCAUGUGUAUAUCUUAAUGAGAUGAGCACUCCAUUCUUGUCCUUCAAGGCAGUCUUAGAAACGUUUGAAAUGAGGAAAUCAAUCUUGUAUGUAACUAAUGGUGUUCUUUUAGCAACUAUGUUUCUGUGUUGUAGAGUACUUGUUUAUCCCUAUAUGUACUGGUGUUAUGCUCAUUAUGCCAACAUACCCUUUCUACACACUCCGUUUAAAAUACCUCUCUUUUGCAAUUCAUUCUGCUUGUUGUUGUUCAGUGUACAGUUGUACUGGUUUCUCAUAAUUGUGCGCGGAGUGUUUCGGUUCUUUAAACCUUCUCCAAAAUUGCAACAGAAACCAGUUUCAAAUGUAAAUGGUGAAAAUGGUUUUCAUUAUAAAAGUGACUGAUGGUACAUAACAUAAGUGAACAUUUUUCAGAGGAGUUAAACUCAAGCAAAAUGAUAUGGUGACACAUUGUUUUGAUGAAAUUAAUUGCCCCUGGCACAAUACUUUUGGGCUUGAAGUGAUAAAAAGUUAUUAUUUACAGGCCCAGGCAGAUAGCUAAAGAAGAAGUAGACCACAAACCAUUUCAUAAGUCCAUGGAUGAGAUAAAAAUUAUACGGUUUUUGAAGCAAAUUUAUGUAUGCAAAAGGAAAAUGAAAAUUUGAGCAACAAGGCUUGAAAAACAUACAAAUCUGAAGGCCCCAAUCCUGUGAAGGUUUACUCUUUUAAAAGAUCCAUUUCUACAAAUCAAAUAAAUCAAAAUUUGAGAAUGCAACAUAAUCUAACUUAUUUAAAGAUGUACUAGAUAAUUAUCAUCUUGAAUGUUGAAUGUUAGAAAGGGUAUAUACUCAAUUUUUCAAUGUAAUAUAUGUCAUUGGCCUGCAGAUGAAAAUCAAGUAAAGUAAUGAACCUCACAGGUGAGGAGCUGCUGAAUUUUCACUUAAAACCUGAAUUUUUUUCAGGAUUCUUUUCUGGAAUUAUUUAAUUAGCAACUCACCUGCGAGGAGCAUUGCUUUAUUUGAUGGUAUUUACUGAUUAUUUGUUAUGCUUAUCGAUUGAAAAGAGACUAUCAUUGUAAAUUUUGUACAGUAUUUACCAGUUGAAUUUGGAAAUCAAACCAAAGAGGAAACAAAAGAGAGCUGCAAGUAUAAGAUGAAACUAUUUAUGAGAAAAGUGAAUAAAAUUCCUCUUUAGUAGAGCUAAAGCUUAGCAUAGAAAAUAUAAUUUGCCGAAAAGAUUCAUUUCUUCAAUACUACUUAAUUCCUAAAAGUAUUUGUUUCAAAUCAAAAUGAAUGGGCUUUAUACAUUAGAAAAAAACACAUUCAUGUACAUUAUUUUAUAAGCCUUAGCUUAUGAACUGUUUUGAAAAGUUACAUAAUUUGCCAAGUAGAUAAAGAAUGUAACUAUUUAAUGUAUUAUUUUCUCAUACUGCUUCUUUACGACUUUUAAUAAGGGGUAUGGUUUUCAAGGUGACAUGUUUUGAAAUUUUGGAUUUUUAAUAUUUAUUAAGUUAGGAAAUAGGGCUACUGUCUGUUGAAUUGGGAAGAUUUUUUUAUCACAGAGAUGCAUGCUAUUUAUCUGUUGUGGUAUCAAUUUCAAAUAAAGCAAAGACAUAUCAAUUCAUAAUGGUCCUAAAUACUUCUUCUUGCUUAGUUUAUACGGGAGCUUAAUGUUGAU